AUGAAGUUCGAAGCGGAAAAAUUAACUUUUCAAAUGGAAUCACCAGGGCAGAAAAAGUUUUUAAAAUUCUCUCCUUGUGUUGGAUGGUUACCAGCCCGACUUAAUUCUUCAUUUAAAUCUGAAGAAGAAGAUAUUAGUCCAAGGAGUGUCACAGAAUAUCCUAUAAUAAUUCAUCAGAUGAAGCGCAUUCCAAAAAGUGAAAACAAAUCAAAAUCUCGCAAACGUUUAAAAAUAUUUUGUACAGAUGAUGAAGAAGAUUGCGCAACAUUAAAAUCAUCAAAAGAAAAAUAUUUGUUCUCGUCAAACAAAAAACAUAAACAUGACACUACAAACAACUCGAGAGACUCGGAGCAAUCAGAACAAAUAAUUCUAACACAUGCAGGAGACAUCGUUUCAGAGGAAAGUAUUUCAAUCAAUACAGAGUCGAUCAAUUUGAUGCCAGCACUAACUAAUGGAGAAAAAUCAAGUUCGCCUAAUGGUGAAAAACUGAUCUCGCCAGAAACAAACAAGAAGCCAUCCGACCGAAGAACUAGAAGAGUUUAUAACGACCAUGAAACAGAAAUACUUGAAAACGCUUUUCAAAAUUCCAAUGGAUAUCCAGGAAAGUCGGUUAUUCUACACAUCUGCAAGAUUCUGGAUGUAGAUGAAGAAAGGAUCAGAAAUUGGUUUCAGAACAGACGAGCUAAGUGUAAGAAACCCGCAAAAGCAGCUCCAAAAUCUCCAUUCAAAUUGGUACCUAUUGCACCGGCAUCUAUUGGAAUAAUGAACAACGUUAAUUUUAUUCAGAAUCCUUAUCUCCUCCAGAUGCCAAGUUUCAAGAAUGAACCUACAGAUUUCAAUUAUGCUCCGUGGAUCUCCUAA
This is a messenger RNA of Helobdella robusta, 861 nucleotides long. RefSeq lists its product as hypothetical. NCBI's taxonomy places the organism in Eukaryota, Metazoa, Annelida, Clitellata, Rhynchobdellida, Glossiphoniidae. Gene Ontology annotation, molecular function: DNA binding. Bases 1 to 861 code for a protein of 286 amino acids. The record is from RefSeq and is a predicted model, not a curated record. The transcript has a single exon.